GCGGCGGUUUUUCUUCAGUUUGGUAACGGCUCAUGAAUUCCGGCCCAUUAGGUCCACCGUCGCCGGGAAACUUGCAGGGGUUUCCUUCCUUUACAAUCCAUCCCUUCUCCGGCUCCGCCCCCGCCUCCGCCGCUCUCCUCUUCGCCUCACCCUCAACCGCCGCCGCUCCAUCUUCGGUGCCCUGGAUUUGUCGAAAAUAGUUGCAGCUGGUAGUAGAGAACAAGAAGGCGACGAGCAAGGAUCGGGGAUGCCGAAGCGGCAGCGUGGCGAGCGUGAUGGCGGCAGCACCGCAGAGCGUCGGCGGCACCUUUACCUUGUCGUUGAUGACUGGGAGUGUGGAUACAGCAUCCGCAAGGUAAGGCUUCCGCUGCCGUGCACAUCAGAUGAACACGCCGAGCAGCGCUUGCCGAAGCCUUUCUGGCGCUACCAGGCUGACCGUCAGUUUCCCCAGUUCUUCACGUCCGCCUUUGGCACCAAGAUCAUGGGGCUGCAUCACAAUAAUUCAGGCAUCGUCCAGUUGGUGGACGUCCGCGCACGGACCGUCGUCUUAGGCCCUCGGACGAACUGUCCGGCUUUUCCCAUCUACUUCUCCGUGGGCAGCGAUAAGCUAUUCGCUAUAGACGCGGCAUGCUUUGAGCUCUGCCGCUUGCCGCAGUGGUCAUGGCGCCAGCUCCCAGAGCCGCCAUUCCCUACAACGGAUGUCUCCUCCUACGCCAUGCACUCUGAUGGACAGAGCAUCCUCGUCAGCGUCAAGGGUGAAGAAACUGAAACUGUGGCCACCACAUUCAUCUUCGACAUGGGGAAGUUUGUGUGGGAAUGUCUCGGUGAGUGGAUGCUGCCCUUCACUGGCCGUGGCCACUUUGACCGCAAGCUGAAAGCCUUGGUUGGGUUCUCGAAGGACCCAGAGGCUUUUGGGUGCCUCUACGCCUGCAACGUGCCCAACACUGGUGACAGACAUUGCCCUGCCUGGAAGUGCAGCAAGGAGAAGGUGUUCAGCAAGCACCCAGCUGAUAGGCAUGUAAGCGCUAGCCUCGUCUACAUGGAAAACUGGCGCAAAUACUGCCUUGUUGAGUGCGUGUGGGUUGAGAAAGAGAACGCUUGUCAGGUGAAGGUCAAGGAAGACAAAGCUGAUCAGGUGCUGCUCGAGAAGUCAGAAGGUGUAGGAGGUGUGCCCCAACGCGGACGCCACAUGUAUCGUUUGAUGACCUUCUCCCUCAAGUAUGACAAGAUGCAUGACUUGAGGGUUAAGUGUCGUCAGGUUCGAUACUAUGAGGUGCCUAAUACAGUAUCAGCUGAGUCCAUCCGUAUGGAUCCUGUGGCAUUUUGGCUGUAAGAUGCUAAAACCAUGUCAUGAGUUCCUAUGUUUUCAGUGAGGUUCAUGUUGCUCUUCUGUGUUUUAUUUUAAUAUAUUGUAAUCCCAAACUGGUAUUAUGAGGAACCCUUGCUAUGUUUUCA
Panicum hallii is the source of this 1455-nucleotide messenger RNA. RefSeq lists its product as uncharacterized. Lineage: Eukaryota; Viridiplantae; Streptophyta; Magnoliopsida; Poales; Poaceae. The transcript is spliced from 3 exons. The record is from RefSeq and is a predicted model, not a curated record. Bases 248 to 1333 code for a protein of 361 amino acids.